UUAAAGAAAAACUGAACCGAAAGCUUAACGAUGGACGACGACGCGUACUCGUACGCUCUGCUCGUGAAGCUCGAAGAAAACAACGUUCCUAGACUUAAAAACAAACUGGUUAAAUAUUUCCAGAGUAAAAAAAGGGCCGGCGGUGGUGAAUGUCAAAUUCAGUAUGAAGACAGAAAUAGGACGGCAGUGCUGCGUUUCAGAAGGGAGGAAGACAGGGCGAGGGUUGUGGCUCAAGAAACCCAUGAGAUCGUCCUGGACGAAGGGAGGUUAAAAGUGACCGUGCACUUGCCUGAGGAGAGUCCCGGGAGGCCUCAGUUGACAACCACUUCCAACAAAGAACAAAGCAACCCGGAUGGACUUGCAGCGGAGGAGGAGACCCUGGUUGAGGCGGUGAGCAGGGAAGAAAAGACAGAAGAGCCAGCAUUGGGUUCCACCUCCGCUGUCUUAGAGAACGUUCCCCAGGGCAUGAGCAAGGAGUUCAUGGAGAUGUUGGUGCUCAACAUCUGCAAGAACUUCAAGUCACCGAUGACCACCCAACCUGAAUUCAGUUUGGAGAUGCUCUCCGACACAUGCUCCAUUGUGGUUACUUUCUCAAGUGCAAAAGAGAAUAAUGAGUUCAUUACAUGCUGCCAGACAAACAGGACCUUCUUGAAUAAGAAAUUAGCUGUCAGAGCUCUGGAAGUCACAUCCCAAGUCAGAGUUGAGGAUGUGUCAAACAUCAAGGAAGACGUCCUCCUGCUGUACUUUGAGAAUGAAGGUUGGGAGGUUGAACAGGUCACCCCAGAUGAAGAGCAACAGUCUGCUGUGAUCUCAUUCAAAAUGGCUACAGCUGUUCAAGGGAUAAUCAAGAAAGAACAUUGCAUCGGGAAGAAAUGGGUCAAAGUUUUUCCAUUUUACGACUCCUUGGGAACGGCUCUUUAUGGCAAAGACCGACCCACACCGAAACUACCCGCUGCCUUCACUCAAAGCAUAUAUUCCCCGCUCUUGAAGUACCUCCACCAGAAGCAGGAAGCAGCAGAGAUGGUUUGCGGUCACUUGUCAGCACUCUUCUGCAAGGUAGACCUCCUACCCUCAUCUGUGAGUUUCAGCCCUCUUCCAGCACUGCUCAAGCAGAAAGAUGUUAAAGCCAAAGACAUCAAACAGUGGAAACAAUCAGUGGAGCAGGCCUUCACACAGGUCUUGUCCAGGUUCAAAACUCUGAAGCUUCAGCCUCCAUUAUCAGCAUGGGAAGAGUGUGAAUUGCAGAUCAGAGAGAUUGUUUUAGACAAGACCAUGGAAGUCAUCCCUGAGAAAGCUGAAGGUACAUUGUCAGUGGUUGGCCUUGUGGACGAUGUGACCAGACUGGAGCCCACGUUGAAUGACCUCUUGACCAGGAUUGAGAAAAGGGUGCUGAGGGAAAAUUCAAGUAUUACACAGGAAAUUGAGAUAUCCAAAGUAAUGUUUCACUUACUCUGUCAAGAUGGCCUAGCUGAGCAAUUGAAAGGUUUUUACCCAGAACUGGAAAUAUCAUUUCAAGAUAAAAUUAUCUUAAAUGGUUUUCAACAGGAGGUUAACACAGCAGCUACUAUGGUUUUUAACAGAGUGAUUGCAGUAAAACGGAAGAAACUCGAGUUGGACAACACUCUUUCCCUGUUUUUGAAGGAUAAGGAUGAGGAAGAGCUGACAAAAAAUAUCUUCACAUCUAAUGGAAUUCAUGCAGCAGUUGAGAAAGAUGCUACAAGCCUGAGCAUCAUUGCUGUUUCAGACAACAUUCUGAGAAAUGCUGAAGAUCAACUGAAGCAAGUGCUGAUCUCUAAGUACAUUGAUACUCAUGAUAGUUAUGUCUUGAAGAAUCCGGAGGGGCAAAAACUAGUGAAAUGUUUGGAAGAAGGCAACAAUACAACCUCAAAGAAGAUUGUUAUAACAGCAUCUAGUGAUCAUCAAUUUGAGAGAAUAACAGUAGUUGGCUACAAGGAUAGUGUACUACCAGCUUUCAAAGAAAUUGAAGAGCACCUCCACAAGUUUGCCCAAGUUAAUGAAACUCAUAGGGUCAAGUCUGACACUAUUGUCAAAUUUAUUGCAACUCAAGACAAUACCUGGUCAGAAAAAGUCAAGGACAAAGUGGAUAUUUUGUUUGAGAAGGAGGCUGUUACCUUCAGAGGUCCUAGAGAAUAUGUCAUGAAUUGUAAAAGCAUCCUAGUUUCCAUGAUCUCUAAAGUUUGCUUUGAGGAAUAUCUACUCCCCCAGCCUGGGGCAAAGGAAUACUUUCAAGAAAAAAAAGACAUGUAUGUUUCUACAUUAAAGAAGGAAACCGGUUGCUUUGUCCAGUUGGUGGAGGAGUCGGCUAGUGGACAAAAUGACCUGUUUGGCAGUGUUCCUGACAAACAAAAUAAAAACUUCGCCAAACCACGGGCGACCAAUGUAGGAUUGAGCAUACACUUGGGGAAUAUUGAAGAUGCUAAGACCCAGGCGAUUGUGAAUGUUGUGGGAGAACACCUUGAUCUGGAAAAGGGAGCCGUUUCCAGAGCUAUUCUCGGUGCAGCUGGACCAAAACUUCAGGAUUUGGUCAAUGAACAGAGGAAAACAGGAGACAUUGGGGAUGUUAUCGUUACGGACGGUUGCAAACUGAAAAGCAACUGGGUUUUUCAUGCUGUAGUCCCUGCCUGGGACAAGCAGGGCAAGGCUGUUAAGAUAAUUGGAGGGAUUGUUGAAGACUGCUUGAACAGGGCAGAGGACCAAGGUCUUACCUCCAUAUCCUUCCCUGCCAUUGGCACUGGAAACCUCGGCUUCCCCAAAGACCUUGCAGCAUCUGUAAUGAUGGAGGCAGUCUCAAAGUUUAACAAAGAGCCACGGUGCUUGAAGACGGUGAACAUUGUUCUCUAUCCGAAAGACCAAGAGACCAUCCAGGUUUUCACUGAUGCAUUAAACAAAAAGCUCCCAAAAACCACAAAGGUUCCAGCCCCUACCCAGUCCAAGUCAAGUCUCUUCUCCAAAGUCACCUCAGCUUCGGGGCUGCAUGAGAUUACAAUCGGACAUGUGAGAGUACAGGUUGUGUUGGGGGACAUCACUAAGGAGACCACUGAUGUCAUCGUCAAUUCUUCCAACGAAUCAUUCAGCCUCAAGUCAGGAGUGUCCAAGGCAAUUCUGGACGCAGCUGGUCCAACUGUAGAAAAUGAAUGCAAAAAUCUAGGUGGACAGCCAAACACCGGAAUGAUAUUGACAACGCCAGGAAACCUGAUGUGUAAAAAGAUACUCCACUUGCUUGGACGCAGCAACCCCCAGGAUAUCCAAGAUACGAUGAAAGCUGCUCUUGUAUUGGUUGAACAAAACCAAUACACUUCUAUCUCUUUUCCUGCUCUGGGUACAGGUCAGGGAAAUGCCCAGGCAGGGAAGGUAGCCGAUGCCAUGUUAGAUGCAGUGGUGGACAUGGUGUCACAGAGUGCUUCGGGUUGCCUGAAGGAGGUCCGCAUCAUCAUAUUCCAACAGGCCAUGAUGAAGGACUUCCAUAGUAGAAUGGAAAAGAAAGCAGGCUCUGACAUGCCCAAUAGUUCGCUACUUGGAAAAUUGAAAGGAAGCAUCUCAGCAUUUUUCACAGGUGGAGGAAGUGAAGCCAAGCAACAAAAACACAAUGACUUUCCCUACGAAGAUCGCCAAAUUGAGCCGGCCCACUUCCACAUAUGUGGUAGUUCACAGGCUGAAGUAAACAAGGCGAAAACAUGGAUCAAGGAUCUGAUAUCCAAGGAGCAUACCAAUAACUCCAUUAAAGACAGAGCAAUUCUCCGUUUAUCCAAUGCAGACAUCCAGCGCAUUAUGGACAUUCAGAAUACCAUGAACGUUAGUGUGCAGAUUGAAUCUAACGAUGCAUGUAUUAACAUAGAGGGGCUCACAAAAAACGUGCUAAAAGCCAACACUGAAAUACAGGAGAUGUUGAAGAAAGUCAGAGAUAAAGAAGAGAUCGAGAAGAUUCUAGAAACCGUUGACUGGCAGUACCAGCUUCAGGGGCUUCAAUUUCAGACCUUUGACGACAACUCCAAAUUCCUGCUUGAGCAAGCUCACCACAACCAGCAGCCUCAUAUAGAUGUAGACAUCCAGGGCCGAGUGCACACGGUUGAUGUGCAAAAUGGAACUGCCACCGACAACCAAGGCAACAGCAUAGAUAUCAGACGCCAUGACUUGCUGAAAGAUCAAGAUGUUGUAAACUUGCCAAAGCACUGGGAAAUAAUGCCAAGCGGCAUUUCAUGUCAAAGUUUCACCGUCUUGCCCAAAUCUCCGGAAUACAAUGAAGUACGACAACUCUUCAAGGCCACAGUCCAACGAAAUGUUAUUAAGAUUGAAAGGAUUCAGAAUCCCGUUUUGUGGAAGAGCCUUCAGCUUAAAAAGGCUGAUAUGGAAGCAAGAAACGGUCACAAGAACAACGAGAGGCGCCUCUUCCAUGGAGCCUGCUCAAUCUCUAUCCAAGAUAUCAACCAAUACGGUUUCAACAGGAGUUACGCAGGAAAGAACGCUGCCUGCUAUGGCAAUGGCACAUAUUUUGCUAUCAACGCAAAUUAUUCUGCCCAGGAUACUUAUUCUAAGCCGGAUGCUCAAGGGCAGAAGUGUGUGUAUCUGUGUCGUGUUCUGACGGGAGAUUUCACCAAAGGAACUCAGGGCAUGCUCGUGCCUCCAACAAAAGCCUCCUCCGCUUUGCAUUACGACAGUGUUGUCAAUGAUAUCAACAGCAUUCAAAUGUUUGUCAUUUUCCAUGACACUCACGCUUAUCCGGAAUAUUUAAUAACAUUCAAGUAGGAGAACACAUGAGAGAUUGCCAAAUUACGCUUCUUUACACACAUUGACUGACUAUUGUUUUAUUUUUUAUUUUUUUUCCACUGUGAUACUCUUUAGCACUACGAUGUGUGUGCAAUCAGCCAUGUCAACACUUAAAAAUAAUGAUAGUGUUGCCUGAAUUUUAAAAAGGUGAAGGCUGUAAUAUAUAAUACAAAAUUAUGUCUGGUGAUGUAUCUGAUGUUGUAAGCAGGAGGAUAUAAACUCAUGCAAGGCUUUAUCAAUGUUCAUGGGCCAUUCCCAAAUCCAAAUGUAAUGAUAACAUUUUAUAGUACACAGGUUAAGAUUUGAUUUUUUUUGCGUCCUUUCCUAUCUGUAAACAUGAGAAACUUGAGAAAAAUCCCCAAUCCCUACCUUCUCCUUAGCCUGACUAAACCACGUCUGAGCUUUCUAACUCUGAAACCAAAUUAAAGCUUUCUUAAAUUGCCA
This is a messenger RNA of Gadus morhua (Atlantic cod), 5229 nucleotides long. RefSeq names its product protein mono-ADP-ribosyltransferase PARP14. The record is from RefSeq and is a predicted model, not a curated record. Bases 31 to 4764 code for a protein of 1577 amino acids. Lineage: Eukaryota; Metazoa; Chordata; Actinopteri; Gadiformes; Gadidae. Gene Ontology annotation, molecular function: transcription corepressor activity; NAD+ poly-ADP-ribosyltransferase activity. Gene Ontology annotation, biological process: negative regulation of gene expression; protein poly-ADP-ribosylation. Gene Ontology annotation, cellular component: cytoplasm; nucleus. The transcript is spliced from 16 exons.